AUGAAUGACAACGCCAAUGUUUCAACGAGAUCGAUCAAGCGUGAGGCUCAGAACGGAGCAGUGCGGCUGCAGCAGGUAUGCGGCUUCACUUCCGCUUUGCUGCAGAUCAGAAGAGGCGAGGAGUUCACCUUUGAAGACAAAUUUGAAAUUGCGAACGGCAAGCGUGGAGGAAAGAAGUGUCGAGCGACAUGUCGACAGGCGACGAUGACCAUCGACUUUGGAAACGGCGAAACUGCUGUUCUCCACAUUGAAGAGAAAAGCAGUGUCCCCAUUGCCGAAGUCGAUCGUCAUGGUCCUGUGAAGAGCGGCACGUACAGCAGUAACGUGCGCACACCUGCCACGGCGCGCCAGGAGCAGCACAUUGCCUGCGUCACUGCGGCUGCUAGAUUCUGUCGGAGCUGUAUCUCUGCGCUGGCAGGCGCCGCAUCUCACACGGGUCACCAGCGCGCUCGCAUCGAAGAGGUUUGCAGUCGGAACGGCCUGUGA
This is a messenger RNA of Moesziomyces antarcticus, 486 nucleotides long. RefSeq lists its product as uncharacterized. NCBI's taxonomy places the organism in Eukaryota, Fungi, Basidiomycota, Ustilaginomycetes, Ustilaginales, Ustilaginaceae. The transcript has 3 exons. The record is from RefSeq and is a predicted model, not a curated record. Bases 1 to 486 code for a protein of 161 amino acids.